AUGAAGCACAAAUACUCCUCUCUUCAUCAACUUCACCAUCAUGUCAUGCUCCUUCUUUUCAUCAUCAUCAACUUUAUAUCCACAGUAAAUGGGACCAAAAAGAUAGGAAUUGGUGUGAUUCUUGAUAUGGAAUCAAGCUUCGGAAAGACAAACAUUAUUUGCAUCAAUAUGGCGCUCCACGAUUUCUAUCAAACUCACAACUACACUACAGAAAUCGUCCCUCAUUUUCGUGAUGCAAAGCAUGAUACAGUUGAAGCUGCUUCUGCAGCUAUAAAACUUCUAAAAGAUGUUAAAGUAAUGGCAAUUAUAGGACCCCAUGAAUCCUCACAAGCAGAAUUUGUAGUCAAUAUUGGCAACAAAGCUAAGGUUCCGAUACUGUCUUUAGCUACAAGCCCUUCUCUAUCCCCAAAGGAUGAUCCCUACUUUGUCCGAGUAUCACACAGUUCGUCCACUCUAGCUCAACCCAUAGCAGCACUCGUCAAGUCUUUCAGUUGGCGAGAUGUGGUGUUUGUUUACCAAGAUGAUUUUGGAAGUGAAUUGAUUCAAUAUUUGUCUGUUGCCUUACAAAAGGUUGGGGCCAACAUCGUAAGUUGGAUUUCCUUAUCUCGUUUUGCUUCACAUGAUCAUAUCUCCGACGAGCUUAACAAAUUAAAAAGUAUGCCAACACGGGUUUUUGUAGUCCAUUUGUUACCAAACAUGGCUUCUAUUUUUUUCAAGAAAGCAAAAGAAGCAGGAAUGAUGCAAAAUGGGUAUGCCUGGAUCGUCACCAAUCUUUUGCAUACAUUGGAUCCUAGUGAUAUGGAUUCAAUGCAAGGAGUAGUUGGUGUGAAGCCCUAUAUUCCGAGGUCUAUUGAGCUAAACAACUUUGAAAAGAGAUUUCAGAGAAAUAAUCAAGAUAUGAAAGGAAUUAAAGUUGAUGUAUCUGGUUUAUUGGCAUAUGAUACCACUUGUGCACUAGCAAUGGCAUUAGAGAGACUAGGCAGUGCCUCUACAUUCCAACCACAAACGAAACAGUCUCUCGUAACAGAUAUAGAUGCUAUAGGAACCUCUAAACUAGGAUCAACUCUGAUAUAUGAGAUUAGAAAGACUAGACUAAAAGGGUUGAGUGGCGACUUCAUUUUAAGUGAUGGACAGUUAGGACCACCGGAUUACCAAAUAGUUAACUUAAUAGGAGAGGAAGAGAAAUCUGUUGGCUUAUGGAGACGGAUUAAUGGCAUAAUAUCUCCGUCUCAGGGUGGUGGUAUCAUAUGGCCUGGUGGAAGUAAUGAUAUUCCUCGAGGUUGGGAGAUCCCAGCUAUGAAAGAAAAGAAGUUAAGAGUAGGAGUUCCAGCCAAAAGUGGGUACGAUGAGUUUAUUAAAAUUGGCAAAAUAGACCCGAAAACUGAUGAGACCAAACCAACGGGCUUCUGUGUGGAAGUUUUUGAGGCAGUACUGGAAGAACUACCACUAGCACCAUCCUACGAAUAUAUUCCUUUUGGUAACAUCAAUGGAGUGACUUCAACAAGCUAUAAUGAUCUUGUUUACCAGAUUUUCCUCAAGGAGUUCGAUUUGGUGAUUGGAGAUGUGUCUAUACGGGCAAACAGGUCUAAGUUUGUCGACUUCACAUUGCCAUAUACAGAGUCUGGAAUCAUAAUGAUUGUUCCAAUCAAAGAUGAUGACAGGAAAAAUGCAUGGAUAUUUCUGAAACCUUUGGAAACAAAACUUUGGUUAACAGCAUGUGCUUUCUUUAUCUAUACUGGAGUUGUCGUUUGGGUAAUCGAACAUCAGAUAAAUAAAGAAUUCCGUGGCCUCCCAUAUAAGCAAGUUGGAAUCAUGUUUUGGUAUUCUUUCUCAACACUUGUUUUUGCCCACAAAGAGAAAAUCAUAAGCAACUUAUCAAGAUUCGUGGUGGUUGUGUGGAUUUUUGUGGUGCUAGUAAUACAAUCAAGCUACAUAGCAAGCUUAAUAUCCCAAUUGACAGUACAGAGACUUCAACCAGAUUACAGAGAUAUUUACGAUCUCAUGAGACGAGGAGACAGUUUAGGGUACAAGGAUGGUUCUUAUGUUGAACAGGUGUUGAAGGAUAUAGGUUUUGAGGCAGGAAAGUUAAAGGGCUAUCGAAGCUUGCAAGAGUAUGAUGAUGCGCUUUCAAAAGGGAGUAAACUUGGAGGAGUUUCUGCCGUUUUUGAUGAGCUUCCUUAUAUGCAGCUGUUCCUGGCCACAUACUGCAACAAGUACAUCAUGGUCGGUCCGACAUAUGAAACUGGAGGCUUUGGCUUUGCAUUUCCAAAAGGAUCUCCUUUGGUACCACUUGUUUCAAAAGCUAUUUCACAAGUCCUGGAGAACAACAUACUAACAAAUAUUUCCAAUAAAUGGUUGGGUCAAGAAGCAAACUGCAGAGACAAAAUUGGGGUUGUCGAGACCUCUGACCAGCUCUCGUUGGAAAGCUUUAUAGGCCUUUUUCUGAUUGCUGGCGUAUCAUCAACUUCUGCUUUGAUCAUUUAUUUUUGCAGAUUCUUGUUCGAGAAUAGAGGCAUUUUACUAUCUGAGGCUCCAAUUAGUCACAAGUUCUUUGUGAUUGCGAAAACCUUUGAUCAGAAAUUAUUGCCUGAUAAUGUGGAUGAGACUAGUCCAGUUCAUGACAUUGUAGAAACCAGAAUACAAAUGUAG
Erigeron canadensis is the source of this 2649-nucleotide messenger RNA. Its product is annotated as glutamate receptor 2.7-like. The transcript is spliced from 5 exons. The record is from RefSeq and is a predicted model, not a curated record. Bases 1 to 2649 code for a protein of 882 amino acids. Gene Ontology annotation, molecular function: glutamate-gated receptor activity. Lineage: Eukaryota; Viridiplantae; Streptophyta; Magnoliopsida; Asterales; Asteraceae. Gene Ontology annotation, cellular component: plasma membrane.